Oikopleura dioica is the source of this 1698-nucleotide messenger RNA. The record is from the annotation of a GenBank genome assembly. NCBI's taxonomy places the organism in Eukaryota, Metazoa, Chordata, Appendicularia, Copelata, Oikopleuridae.
AUGGAGGACUCACUGCGCGAAACUGUCUACUCAGAAUAUGUGGAGGCCUGGAAAAUUCAUGAGAAAUCGUCGCCGGAGGAAAAGCCGUUCGAAAAUCAAUAUGCUGCUUUGAAAAAAUUGGAGAAGAUUCAUGCUAGCUUGGAGGAAGAACUCUCCGACGAGGGAAUCAUCAUGAAAGCGUCGCUGGAGCACUUCAUCGGAAAGAUCCAUUACACGAGUGAAGACAGACCCAGUGCGGUCCAGUCUCUGCAAAAGAGUCUUCGCACGCUAGAAGCCAACCUCUUUGACAACCGGGCGUUGGCUAUUUUCAUGAAGGCGACGAAUGAUCUGGCGAUAAUCUAUUGCGAGAGAGAAGAGUACUCGAGUUCGUAUGCGCUAUUGAAACAAGGAGAGAAAGUUUACGAAGAAAUCGGCGAGAAAUCGAUUCCUCUGAGCAGCAUCUGGGACAGCUGGGAAAUACUCAAGCCUGGCAAUGAGCGAAACACAGCAGACGGUAGAAAAGACGCCUUCGAAGAGGUCUACACGCACACUCUCUUCUACCUAUCACAAACCUGCCAAAAUUUAGGCAAAGUUGGCGAAUCGUCGGACUACUGCGGAAGAUGCCUCCAUCGUCAGCUGAGGACAAUUAGCUCGAAAGAGGAUUUCCAGCAGUUUUCGCUCCACGCAGCAUGUCUUGGUCAAUACUAUCUGACGACGGACGACUACCUGUCGGCGAAAACGUGUCUUCUCGCCGCAAACAGAAUCUUCGCGCAAGUUGAUACUGUAUCAAGCGAUGAUGGCGAGUUCGGCCGGAAAAUUGAGGAAACUCGUAAUGACAUUAAAAGAUGCUGGAUAAAAUACUGCGUCGCUUUUUUGGAAUGGUCAUCUAAGAAACUGGCAAUGAGAAGUGUAGCAGCUGAGCUAGAAGCCAUAGAAGAUGCGCAACCGCAGCAGUCAGCGAUAAAGUUUGAUUUGGAGAGGUUUAGCAAAUAUGAGGACGAAUGCCAGAAUAUACCUUCCAAGGCAGUCCAUGUCCUGCCCGAAGCGAACAAGAUACACAAGCUUACUCAGAAGCUGUGCGAGAAGUCACUGGAAUUUUUCAAAUUCGACGGUUACGUUAUGGAUCACGUAGAGAUAUCGCAGGAUCUUUCAAAGUCGUGGAAGAAUCUAGCGGAAUUCGACACCAAUUUCGAAAGAAGAUGCAAAAUGCACAAACGGCGAAUUGACUUGCUUACACCUUUGGUGGCUGGACUCAAUCCUCAAUACUAUUUGCAAGUCGUCCGUCAGCUUCAGUACGAAAUCGGCGAAGUCUACUCCGAAAUGACGGAGCUCAAGAUGGCCAUCGCAAACAACGAUGAAGUUCCAACAGUUCACCAAAUCAAGAAAAUCAAUGUUCUUGCAAACUCGGGGAUCAAGUUCUUCACAGGAUUCAUCGACUCGUGUCGCGAAGCAGAUAAAAAAUUACCGAAGCGAUUCGAGAAGAUUCUUGUUCGUCCUGUUUUGAUGGCGCACUUUCAUGUUGCUAGACUUUACGGAAAAAUGAUUUCGCCAGUGAUGAGCGAUCGCGUCGAUUGGACCAAGAAAAGUUGGCAAGCAUAUAAAACGAUUUUGAUGUUCUGCGAGCAAGAUCCUUCAGCGAAAGACGAAAUUCCGGAUGAAUAUGACCUCGUGAUUGAAAUGGACGCAUUGAUGCCACAAAAACUUCAGCAGCUUAAUUAA